CACACACACACACUGAUACAAAUACCUGUUUAAGCCCCUCUGUUAUUUCCUCUCAAGGGCUGAAGUCAGCCACACAGGAUAAAGGAGGGAACGGAAGGAACAGAUCUUUUCGGGAAGAAGACAGAUUUUGUUCUGUCAGGUUCCUUGCAAGAGCAAGUCAAAGCAGAGAGAGAGGAGAGAGGAAAAGCCAGAGGGAGAGGGGGAGAGGGGAUCUGUUGCAGGCAGGGGAAGGCGUGACCUGAAUGGAGAAUGCCAGCCAAUUCCAGAGACACACAGGGACCUCAGAACAAAGAUAAGGCAUCGCGGACACCACACCGGGCACGAGCUCACAGGCAAGUCAGUCUGGGAGGACCAAGGCCGGGCAGCCAGGAGCACCCAAGGCAGGAAAAUGAGGGCGCUGCCUGCUGGCGAAUGUGACUCUCCUCCUGUUCACCCACAAGGCUGAUCUUUCAUGUUCCUCCUCUGGAAAGAGCAUUGCUUUCUGUCUUCCAACACUUUGUGGCUGCUUCUCUAUCAUGCUCUGUGCUUCUCCCUGUCAAAGGCUUCAGCCCAUACCGUGGAGCUAAACAAUAUGUUUGGCCAGAUCCAGUCGCCUGGUUAUCCAGACUCCUAUCCCAGUGAUUCGGAGGUGACUUGGAAUAUCACUGUCCCAGAUGGGUUUCGGAUCAAGCUUUACUUCAUGCACUUCAACUUGGAAUCCUCCUACCUUUGUGAAUAUGACUAUGUGAAGGUAGAAACUGAAGACCAGGUGUUGGCGACCUUCUGUGGCAGGGAGACCACAGACACAGAGCAGACUCCUGGCAAGGGGGUGGUCCUCUCCCCGGGUUCCUUCAUGUCCAUCACUUUCCGGUCAGAUUUCUCCAAUGAGGAGCGAUUCACAGGCUUUGAUGCCCACUACAUGGCUGUGGAUGUGGACGAGUGCAAGGAGAGGGAGGACGAGGAGCUGUCCUGUGACCAUUACUGCCACAACUACAUCGGUGGCUACUACUGCUCCUGCCGCUUUGGCUACAUCCUCCACACAGACAACAGGACCUGCCGAGUGGAGUGCAGUGACAACCUCUUCACCCAAAGGACUGGGGUGAUCACCAGCCCUGACUUCCCAAACCCUUACCCCAAGAGCUCUGAAUGCCUCUAUACCAUCAAGCUGGAGGAGGGUUUCAUGGUCAGCCUGCAGUUCGAGGACAUUUUUGACAUUGAAGACCAUCCUGACGUGUCCUGCCCUUAUGACUACAUUAAGGUCAAAGUUGGUCCAAAAGUUUGGGGGCCAUUCUGUGGAGAGAAAGCCCCAGAGCCCAUCAACACCCAGAGCCACCAUGUCCUGAUACUGUUCCAUAGCGACAACUCGGGCGAGAACCGGGGCUGGAGGCUCUCAUACAGGGCUGCAGGAAAUGAGUGCCCAGAGCUACGGCCUCCUGUCCGUGGGAAACUCGAGCCCUCCCAAGCCAAGUAUUCCUUCAAAGACCAAGUGCUCGUCAGCUGUGACACAGGCUACAAAGUGCUGAAGGAUAAUGUGGAGAUGGACACAUUCCAGAUUGAGUGUCUGAAGGACGGGACGUGGAGUAACAAGGUUCCCACCUGUAAAAUUGUAGACUGUAGAGCCCCGGCAGAGCUGGAACACGGGCUGGUCACCUUCUCCACAAGGAACAACCUCACCACAUACAAGUCUGAGAUCAAAUACUCCUGCCAGGAGCCCUAUUACAAGAUGCUCAACAAUAUCACAGGUGUAUACACCUGUUCUGCCCAUGGAGUCUGGAUGAACAAAGUGCUGGGGAGAAGCCUGCCCACCUGCCUUCCAGAGUGUGGUCAGCCCUCGCGCUCUCUGCCAAGCCUGGUCAAGAGGAUCAUUGGGGGCCGAAAUGCUGAGCCCGGCCUCUUCCCGUGGCAGGCCCUGAUAGUGGUGGAGGACACUUCCAGGGUGCCGAACGACAAGUGGUUUGGGAGUGGGGCCCUGCUGUCUGAGUCCUGGGUUGUCACAGCAGCUCACGUGCUGCGCUCCCAGCGUCGAGACAACACGGUGAUACCAGUGUCCAAGGAGCACGUCACCGUCUACCUGGGCUUGCAUGACGUGCGGAACAGGUCAGGGGCGAUCAACAGCUCAGCCGCCCGAAUGGUGCUCCACCCAGACUUCAAUAUCCAAAACUACAACCAUGAUAUAGCUCUGGUGCAGCUGCAGGAGCCGGUGCCCUUGGGACCCCACAUCAUGCCUAUCUGCCUGCCGAGGCUUGAGCCCGAAGGCCCGGCCCCCCACGUGCUGGGCCUGGUGGCCGGCUGGGGCAUCUCCAAUCCCAAUGUGACCGUGGAUGAGAUCAUCAGCAGCGGCACGCGGACCUUGUCGGAUGUCCUGCAGUAUGUCAAGUUACCCGUGGUGCCACACGCUGAGUGCAAAAGCAGCUAUGAGUCCCGCUCAGGCAACUACAGCGUCACGGAGAACAUGUUCUGCGCCGGCUACUACGAGGGCGGCAAAGACACGUGCCUUGGAGAUAGUGGCGGGGCCUUUGUCAUCCUUGAUGACUUGAGCCAGCGCUGGGUGGUACAGGGCCUGGUGUCCUGGGGGGGACCUGAAGAAUGUGGCAGCAAGCAGGUCUAUGGAGUCUACACGAAGGUCUCCAACUAUGUGGAUUGGGUGUGGGAACAGAUAGGUUCACCACAAAGCAUCAGGGAGCCCCGGGUGGAGCCCCAAGUGGAGCGGUGAGCUGACUUACUUCCUCGGGGCCUGCCUCCCCUGCUCCGGGCUGAGCAAAGCUACAGCGCACUUAUGACAGCACACUCCACAUUGCUUAUCAGGCCAAAUGGAAUGGAACACACGGACCUAGCAGUGGCUCCUCCUACCGAGACAGCCCCGGGACCCUGAGAGGCAGCCGUGUGGUAUAAGGAAAAGGCUCCAGGCAAGAGGCCUGCAUUCCUGAGCUUGUCCAGCUCUCUUCGCCUGUCUCGGCCUCACUCCCUAGUAAUACAAUCAGGAGCUCAACCAAGGGUUCUGCGCGUCAAUCCCAGCACUCCUCCCCAGGCCAUGCUGCUUACCCCAGUGGACUUUAUUCACUCCUGACCGCUUAUCAAACCCAUCAGUCCUACUCUUGAUAUAACUGAGCUUAGACCUGACUAUUAGAAAAUUAUUUCUAACAUUGAACAGUUCUGAGUCUGUAUACUUUCCUGCUCUGCCCUCUGCAACUGGCCUUGGCCUAGUCCCUCCUCCAGAAGAUCAUUCAGGUUUUAGGAGAAGGGUCACAGCGAAGCCCCUCUCUCUGAGUGUAGUCCCUUGGAGCACUCUCAUCCCUGGGGGUUCUCACCCAAAAGCUCCUUGCAGUCUGAGCCUUAACGCUUUUGUUCCCCAUUAAAGGAAUUUCAAAGGACGUGGAGAAAGCUGGAAAGGUUUCUGGUGACUGGUGGGAGCAGAAUAGCAGUGGGAGACUCACCAAGCCCUUAAAUUCCCAUUGUCAACUGAGAACACAUUUGUACCCUGGAAUACCAGCUGACACCAUGGGUGUCCACACCUGCUGCCCCAGACAAGCACAAAGCAACCUUUCAGCCUUGAAAUGUGUUUCUAAAAGGCUACCCGAAUCCCAGACCCACAUGUGGAGACUUCGCUCAUUACCCGAAGGUCCUAUUUCAGAAGUGCUCAGGCUUCCCUGGAGCCAAGGAAAAGACCCACGCUGUGUCCUGCUGUGCUUUUGGGCAAGAAAAUGGAAGAAAGGGUGGCGUUGGCACAUUAGGAGUCACCCAAAUCCUGCCAGACUGCCUGACAUCCCUGGGGCAUGAGUUGAACAAAGAAUCCACCCCGCAGGACAUUCAGAGGGAUCCACUCCUUCAUUUUCCAGAGUCAAGAGAAGCAGAGACUCACCCAUGACAGGCAGUGAAAAGAGCCAAGCGUCCUGGGUUCUAGUCCCAGCUCUGCCCACAGCUGGCUGUAUAACCUUCGUCAAAUCAUUUUCCUUCUCUGAGUCUCUGGUUCUCCAUCAACAACAGGAGGGCAUAAGGUCCCCCGCAGGGUCCUUCUAGCCAGAGCACUCAGAGCUUCCCUGGCUGCCUGCCAGCAGCCUCUCUGGCCCUCACAAGACUGAUUGUUCUCCGUCUCCCUGAAGCUCUCUCCUGGAAAUCUCCAUCAGAGCAAGGCAGCCGGAGAAGCCCCUGAGAGAGAAUGACUGAGAAGUAUCCACUUCUCCAACUGGUUCAUCAAAGCACACUCCUGUGUCUAUGAAUGGCACAUGUACAGGAUGUUGUAUUUUGUAUUUUUUAUAUCACAUGCUUGACCACUUUCUAAAGGGCUUCUGCAUUGUUGCUCCCAGCAGCCAUCUAAAGUGGAAAUAAACUCUCGUGGAUAACCAA
Molecule: messenger RNA, 4323 nt
Organism: Saimiri boliviensis boliviensis (Bolivian squirrel monkey)
Lineage: Eukaryota; Metazoa; Chordata; Mammalia; Primates; Cebidae
Gene: MASP1
Product: MBL associated serine protease 1
Biological process (GO): complement activation, lectin pathway; proteolysis
Cellular component (GO): extracellular region
Molecular function (GO): calcium ion binding; serine-type endopeptidase activity
Source: RefSeq, a predicted model, not a curated record